Molecule: messenger RNA, 5848 nt
Organism: Zeugodacus cucurbitae (melon fly)
Lineage: Eukaryota; Metazoa; Arthropoda; Insecta; Diptera; Tephritidae
Gene: Drak
Product: death-associated protein kinase related
Exons: 5
Coding region: 1325-4096 (923 amino acids)
Biological process (GO): intracellular signal transduction; positive regulation of apoptotic process; protein phosphorylation
Cellular component (GO): nucleus
Molecular function (GO): protein serine/threonine kinase activity; ATP binding
Source: RefSeq, a predicted model, not a curated record
AAUGUUGAAAAUGUUGAGGCAUUCGAAAAUCGCUCUUUGUACGUGAAAGGUGGAAUGAAUGCUGAAAGCGGACGUAGCACAAAACAUGUUUUCUUAAAUCUAAAUCUGGUAUUAAGUUUUUCGGGAUUAAAAAACUAUCGGUUCGAUUAAGAAGUGAAGAAAGUGUUAUUUGAAGUAAAGAAAACCAAUUGAAUUGGUAAAGUUUCAAUAUAAUUGUGGUGUUAAUUUCGUGAAAUCGCAUUCUGAUUAAAACUCCGUUUGCUUGCUCAUUCGUUCGCUCGCCCGCCUUUCGUCGCGUUGCGUUGUUUGUGAAACGAAAAAACAAGGAGAACGAGCAAAGAAGAAAAUUGUAAUAAGUUGCAACUUCACUCCUGUUGUUAACAAUUACGACAACGAUUUAAAACCUUAACCAAUUUCCAAGUGUGUAAUAAAAUAUUUUGACUAUUUUCUCAGCGAAUGCGGGGAUUGUGUUUAAGCGAGUGUGCAUAGAACACAAUCUAAUUGUAGUGGAGACAAAAUUACAUUUUGUGAAGGUAAUCAGUUGAAACUCAAAAAAUGUUGAGUUAACCCACGAACGUACCAAGUGUAGAAACGAAUGUACGAACAAACGAAUGGAAAACGAAAGCUGUAAAAAGUAGAAGAUGUAGUAGAGCAAAAGAAGAAGUGGUUAAAUUGGAUGCGAAAUAAAACGUAACUGGUAGACAACAACGAAAAAUAGUAUACGUACAAAAACAGUGAGGAAACAUAUCAGUGGAGCUGAAGAAUAAUACAAAACCAGAAUAACAAAUUUGAAACAAGUUUGCCGACGUAAAUUUACAAUAAAAUUUGUGUUUUGUGAAAUAACAGUGUGAAGUGAAGAAAACCAACGAAAAUCACACAUCUCUGAUUCAUCAACAUAACAUUAACAAAAAAAAAAAAUAUAUAAAUAAAUAAAAAAGAUUACGUUGAGCUAUCGCUGAGUGUAAUUCUUGGAAAAUAACGCCGUGGUAUUACAAAUAAAAAAAAUAAUAAUAAUAAUAAAUAAAAUUUAUUCAAAUAUAUAUUAAAUAGUAGCUGCUCUAAAGUUGUUACUGCUGCAUCAUUUAAUUUAACUUAAAAUCAACGAAAAUAAAACAAAAUUACCAAUUUGGAAAUAUUAAUGAAAAUAAGUGUACGCGUGCGCGCAGCGAAUAAAUGUUUCAAAAAUCUUGUUAAAAAGUGUGUAGUUUAAACGAAAUUUAUUAUAACCAAUUUAUCGCAUUUACUGUGAAGUUUCACUUCGCUGUGUGUUAAUAAAUAUCAAAAAAAGUUUUAUAAUCUUAACAUUAAACGACAAGUAAACAAAAUGUUUACAGAAGGCAUUUUCCCAAUCGGUGAUGGCCUCUUGGACAUCAACGAGGAUCGGCUUAAAGAGCUGCUGGUUGCUGACGAUAUUAACGAAAUAUAUGAAUUGGAACAAACACCAUUUGCCAGAGGCAAAUUCGCUGCUGUACGUCGCGCUAUACACAAAAAUUCUGGAACACAUUUUGCUGCCAAAUUUCUGAAACGACGCCGACGCGCUCAAUCCUCAGAUAAGGAGAUCAAACAUGAGAUCGCUGUGCUGAUGCUAUGCAAUGGCGCCGAUAAUAUUGUCAAAUUGAAUGCAGUGCACGAGUCACGCUCCGACACAGCGUUGCUGCUGGAACUGGCAACCGGUGGUGAGCUACAGACAUUUCUAGACAAUGAGGAAUGCCUCAGCGAGGCACAUGCACGCUAUUGCAUGCGUGAGGUACUUAAGGCAUUGCAAUAUCUGCACAAACGUUCCAUAGCACAUCUGGACUUGAAGCCGCAGAAUAUAUUGCUCACUGGUGAGCGCAUCGAAGAUGGUUUAAAGCUGUGCGACUUUGGCAUAUCACGCGUAGUUGCCGAAGGCACCAAUGUGCGUGAGAUUGUCGGCACACCCGAUUACGUUGCACCCGAGGUGUUGCAAUACGAACCGCUCUCAUUAUUGACGGACAUUUGGUCGGUGGGCGUGCUGGCCUAUGUGCUAUUGUCCGGCUUCUCGCCCUUCGGCGGCGAAACCAAACAGGAAACGUUCCUCAACAUUUCGCAAUGUGCGCUGACAUUUCCGGACAAACUGUUUGGCGGAGUGUCCGCUGCGGCCAUUGAUUUUAUACGCCGUGCAUUGCGAAUAAAGCCAAAUGAUCGCAUGACCGCUGCAGGAUGUCUCGAGCACAUUUGGUUAAAAGACGAAUGCUCCAUCGAUAGACAAAUCCUCACAGAUAUCAACAAAUCAACGACAGUCGACUCAGCCGCAGCUGCAGACGAUGAGGAUGAUGAUGAUGAUGAAGUCGAAGUAGAUGAAGAUGAAGAUGAAGACGAGGUGGACGAGGAAGAGGACGAUGAGGUAGAAGCGAAUGAAGCUGAAAUUGAAAACGAAAUGUCACACGAUGACGGCGAUGAGGACGAGCUCAAUAUUAGUAUUGACAGAGAACAACAACAAAAUGGUACAAAUGGCAGCAAAAUGGAAUCAUCGGAUGCCGAAGAGCUGGCGGAGGAGAGUGCCGCCAACAAACCGGCGGUUAUAACUAACGGCAAAACAGCUUAUAAUAAGAGCAACACCAGUAACGGUUAUAGCAACGGUUAUAAUGGACGCAGUGCCAACAACAGCAACUACAACAGCAUGCGUCAUAACGGUGCACACACAUCGUACACAAAUGGCGCUGGUGCGACUGCUAGAUACACGAAUGGCGUAAAAACCGCCGCCGCAAGUGCAACAGCAGCGACUACGCAACGCACCACCGCCGUUGUAACGGUGCCUGCUGUGCGCGCCACAACCAUACCUCUACAAUACAACGGUGGCUAUCGCCAGCAACAACAACAGCAACACCAGCUACAAAAGCAACAACAGUUGCAGGUACUUGCGCGCCGCCACUCCUCCUCAGAUUCCAACAAGGAGAACACCUAUCUGGCUACAAAGAAAAUAGCGCCGACAACAGCCAAUGUUGGCACUGUGGUGAAGAAGCCACUAACGGCUACAGCGACCACCACAAUUGUGAUUGCCGGCAGCGAAAUGGGUGAUACGACGACAGCAACGGGUGUUGCCACAUCUAAUGUGGUUGCCACCUUCACGCUACCCAGCGGCUACAAUCACACUAAUCACAGCAACAACAGUAGCAGCAGCAGCAACAACAGCAUGAGCAGCAAUCACAGCAACAAUAAUGCAAGUAGCGAAAAAUACAUAACAACAACACACUGCCUCUUUCCCGAUGCACCCACAACACCGAAAGUCAUACGCAAAACUCCCAACACCGAAGCAUCACCGACCUCGGUCAAGGCGCUGGUGAAGAAAUUUCAAUUAGAGGGUGGCAACACCAGUCCGAGUGCAUUUGAGAAGCACGCCAGCGCACAUCUGAAAGAGGCACAAGCAACAAAUCAGCACGCCGUGACAACAGCAACAACACAAAUGAACGGUAGCAGUGGAAGCAGCAAGAAGUCACCAAUCAGUAAUGGUAUUGCCAAGAAAUUCGACACGACACGCAAGUAUGGCGAACACAAUGGCACCGCCGGUAGUAGCCACAGCAGCAGCAAUGGGCGACGCGCCUCUGAGCCAGCGACGACGGUCACACAUGUCACGACGCAUAUCGCACAUAAUCGCAGCGGCAGCGGCGGCAUCGGUCUGGGCAGCACAGCGUCCAGCUACAAAACGACUUGCGUACUCUGCAUCGGCUGUGGCAGCAAGACAGCGACGACGACGACGAAUGGCAGCAGCACGCCAAAUGGAUGCAGGCAUUCUGUGGACACCGCCGGCAAGUACAACAAAACGAACGGCAUUAGCAACAAUAAUGCCAAAAUCGCCAACAACAAUGCCACAGCCUCAGCCACUGCCACUGUGACCGCUACAGCAAUUGUCAAUGGCGGCAGCACUGCAUCAACCACCACAACAACAGCGCUCUUGCUGGGCAGUCAUCAUCAGCAACAGCAACAACAGCAGCAGCAACAACAACUACAUCACCACUUGAACGGUGUGCAUCAUCACGCGCAUCCACAUCACCAUCAUCACCACCAUCACAUGCAUGUGGCGGCGAAGGGUGCCGCCGCCAACAAUUUAAGCUUAGAUCAGGGUAUCAUCUGUUAGCUAAAGGCCAAUCGGGCGCGUCGAAAUGCCAGAAAUUUCUUUAAUCGAUUUCUAUGCUGCAUGUAGUAUUGCGUUGAUGCUUUGUAAGCGACAUCACAGGUCGCUGAUUGGCACCGGCAAUUGAAGGCGGUGUGUGUUUCAAGCAGCGUUUGAAGGUGCGCAUAUCUGUUAAUUAAUAUUAAAGCUUCUGGUUAAAGUCGGAUCUUAAAAGUGAACAAAAUAUAUUGAAUUGUUGUGAAACAUGCGCGCCACCGCUUGAAACCGCCACUGCUUCUGCCUUUAUGCCGUUAGUAUCAUUACGCAAUACACGCAUACGCAUAAAUUGUGGGCCUGUGCCUCAAGCAAGCAGCUCCCUCUAGUUUAGUGUUCUAACUUUAAAGCUAAUUAAUUUGAAAACUAAAAAUUCGCGCUGGUAGAUAGAGCAUGUUUGAUAAGUUUCGAAUUGAACUCCUUCAAUGGUUCAAUGGUGAUUGGCAUGCUAGCUGCACAAGACAUUCUUUCGAUGUUGCCGUACAGUUAUGUGAUCUAUGUAGCUGUACAAGGCGUCGCAAACCAAAUGUCAAUGUAGAAAAUAUGAAAUUUUAAAGCUUAAUUUUUCGAAAAUUUACCGUUAUAUAUAAUUUUUUAAUAAUCGCAACUGCUUGUAUCCGCUUACUACUGUUGCCUGACGCUAGUAAGCAAAAAAAAAAGGCUCCCUCACACAACGUUCAGCUACUUCUCUUAAAUAAUUUAUUUAGUUUAUUUACUCGCUUAUAUAAAUAUGUUUACAAUAAUAUGCUUUUUUUACAAUUACAAGUAUUUAGCGCUAAGUUGGGGUUUAUUUUUGUGAAACCUUUUAUUUUUUAUGUUAAACCAUAUGGAAAUACAUUUAAUUUGCUAGAAUAAAAAAUUAUGCGUUGAAGUGAUGAUGUCAAAUGAAGUGAAGCAGAAAUAGAAAUUGAGGUUAUGUAGCUAGUUACAAACAUAUAGUAAAGCCGCAACUUACUAGUUUCUAUGUAUUAAAAUAAAAUAAAAUAAAAUUUAGUUGAAAUGCUGAUGAUGAACACUGCUGCUGCUGCUGCGCUGUUCUUAAAUAAGUCUUAGUGAAUUAGUUAAUAUAAAAGUGUAUAGUGGUUAUAUUGGCUGUUAGGGCUGCAAAUUGUUGGUGUCGCUGCCGUUGGCUGUCGUAUGUAUUCAUAUACAAAACUGGCUGCACUUUAUAUUUCAUUUGUUUUAUUACAAUUAUUAUAUUUUUCUUUAUCUUUGCAUACUCUAAUUGCUGUUUAACGCUUAAGUUUGUCAUUUUUAAUUUUUCUUUAUCUUUUAUAUUACAUUUAAAUGUUUACUGCUCUUAUCUGCUAAUAUGAUUUUGUUGCUGUGUAGUUAAAAAUUGAAAUCGUUAAAUUUACAACAAUCAAGCAAAUUUAAUAUGAAUUGAUAAACAAACAUAAAUACAUACAUACCUACAUAUAUACAUACAUAUACCUUUAUUUUUUAGUUAAACCAAGCGGCAUUCUUUAAAUAAAUAAAUAAUUAUUUACGUAUACGCAAGCGCAUAAAACCGAUAGCGUUUAUGCCGUUCGUAGACAAACUAGUUACUAAUUAAUUGCGUUAUGAUAAUUGAUAUCGAUAAUAAUUACUGAAAUUUAAUUUAAUUGCAUAAUAAUUUUAAUAAUUUUAAUAAUAAUACUGUGUGGUUACUCUUUUGUCAAACACAAAAUAUAAACGAAUAAAAUAAAUCCAUUAUAUUUGGUAAUACAUUAUAUAUACAUA